AUGAAGAGCAGUAGCCACCGUGCUGAGACUGAGCGUGACGGUGAGCUCAGGUCGCCCCGGCAAAACCGCCCGCGGUCCCCGCGGUCUCCUCGCGGGGAUGUGCGCGAGGAGGGAUAUGGUUCGGAUCGAGGACAGAGCAAGCAAACCUCAGUGAGUCAACGGAUGACAUCUGCCACCUAUGGCAGGAUGCUGGGACGCUUCUAUUGGAUGCAUCUGGAGUUUGAGAUCAGCCGAAAGGUGAGGACCUUCAUUCGCCGCUUCACUGUCAUUAUCUUCUUCUUGGUGCCGGUCUACUUGCGGUCCCUGGUGAUUCCAUGGAGAUGUGUCCCGUUGGGCAGUAAUGGCUACUCCGUGAACGUGGAAUACCUGGGCCUGUUCUGCGACACCAAUGAGGCAGCAAUAUUGAGGCGGAGAUUCACGGGCGCGCUGCGCGGCGAGGUUCGAAGCGCGCUUCACGGCAGUCAUCAUCGCUCUACCGGCGGCGUCGGUUCGAUGUCCCAGAUGUGGAUGAUCGAGUUGGCCGUGGCCACGGUAAACCUUAAGGUCGGAGCAGCUGCUCCUGCGGGCUUUUCCCAGAGUGCUUUGGGAUCCUUCCUGGAACAAAGUUAUGGCGCAGCCUUUGGAGUCCUGCUGGGCGUAGGCGAUGGCACCCGAGCCAAAGAAUUGCUGGGUGCAUGGCCGCAUGGCGUUCUAUUCCUGGUUGAUCCAUUUAUUCACUUGCGAAGGGGCUAUGAUCGGCCAGAGAAUGUCGAUGAUGCUACGCAUCAAAGGAACUACGAUAACCUGAGAAGCAAUUUGCACGACAAGGCGAGCGUGCAGGGCAGAUAUUCCUUUGUGAGGGAAUUUUCUUUUUCGGUUCCGAAGAUCUGGGUCGAAAAGAGCUGGGGUCCGCAGCCCAUGAUGGUCUUCCACGACGCCAACCCCUCCUACGGAGCGGUGCGGAUGGAUCUCUUGGAAUGGUGGCCACUGCUGUCGGAGGGUGGCACCUUUUGCGGUGCCAACUACUCCACAGAAGGUGAUGGCUCAGUGGUUGGAGUCAAAUUGGCAGUGGAUGAGUUUGCAGCUAGCGCUGGUCUUACGGUCUUCGUGACGGAGGAAGAGACCGAACCGAUGUGGAUUCUGCAGAAGCCCAGAUGA
Molecule: messenger RNA, 1137 nt
Organism: Cladocopium goreaui
Lineage: Eukaryota; Dinophyceae; Suessiales; Symbiodiniaceae
Source: the annotation of a GenBank genome assembly